AUGCCUUAUAACACAAACGCCAUUCCUCCUCGGAAGGAGGUGACAGGCCAGCCUGCCUUGCCAUUGGCCCGCGUAAAAAAGAUCAUCGCCCAGGACCCAGACAUCGGCCUCUGCUCAAACAACGCAGCUUUCGAGAUGUUCGUCCAGUACCUCGCCAACGAGGGCCAGAACCAGGCCAAGCUGGACCGCAAACCCCGCCGCAACGUCCAAUACAAGGACCUGGCAAACGCCGUCGCCCACAACGACAACCUCGAAUUCCUCGAGGACGUCAUCCCCAAGACGAUCCCAUACAAGCAGAUCAGAGACCAGGCCGCCAUCUCCCGCACCGCGCCCAAGAAGUCCAACGCGGAGCCCAAGAAGCGCCAGUCCACGAACGGCGUCAACGGCGCCGCCGCCGCCCACGAGAACGACCAGCCCGAGGCCCAGUCGGCGCGGGCCCCCGCCGAGGACGGAGACGUCGACAUGACGGGCUAG
Molecule: messenger RNA, 474 nt
Organism: Colletotrichum karsti
Lineage: Eukaryota; Fungi; Ascomycota; Sordariomycetes; Glomerellales; Glomerellaceae
Product: histone-like transcription factor and archaeal histone
Exons: 4
Coding region: 1-474 (157 amino acids)
Cellular component (GO): nucleus; CHRAC
Molecular function (GO): protein heterodimerization activity
Source: RefSeq, a predicted model, not a curated record